CAUACGUUUGCCUCAUUCCUACUACCACUGCCCCCCCUCUCUCCCAUAUGUACACAUGUAUAUGUGUAUGAAAAUGUCUCUAUUGAGUGUCUUCGUUGCAUGUGUUCGUAUGUACAUGUGUAUGUACAUACGUAUGCGCGAGGACUUGGUCGUUUCGCUUCUCUUCUUUUCUCUUCUCUACGUCUCACACACUCAGACCCUUCACAGUCGUGUUGAGUUCGUCGAACAUAGCGCAAGUGCUCGGAAAAGCAAAACAAAAUCAAAAUCUCUGACUUUGUCGCGUGUGUUGUCGUGUGUGCUUUAAUUAAUAAAAAUAAAUAAAUAAUUUGUCUGCCAAGAAGGGUAUUUACAUACCAACGUCGCUUCAAUAAACUAUUUGCUGCAAGAAAAGAAUAAUUAAUAAAGAAAAGAAAGAUGCCAAACCAAACUGACAAUAAACCAACUAUAGCUACUCCCAAAAACAAUAACCCAAAUUCUGAAGUCCUACAAGAAAUUCAAGAACAAGCCAAGAAGUUCCUGGCCAAAUUAGAACUAAAAGAAAUUAACACUAAUACAGACAAGGCUAACAGUGACACGGAGGAAGCCAAACCAAUUAAAAUAAAGACGCCAAAUCAAAUUGACAAUAAAUCAACCAUUAUUCAAAUUACGCCCAAAAACAAUAACCCAAAUUCUGAAAACUCUAAUAGUGACAUGGAGGAAGUCAAAGCUGGUAUUACUAAAAAACGUAGCAUCGAGAGAGCCCCUACUCUUAGAAAGAAACUCAUCGUUCCGAAUAUUCAUCCAAAGAACCCUAAAAAGCAACAAAGACCAACCAAAGAGAAUAGUCCCAAAGAAAAAAUUGUUGACAUUGAGAACAUCAGCGAGGGAGAUGAUGACUGCGGUACUGAAAUCAAAGUCCCCGUCGUUCUGGUGCCCCAAAGCGGCGUGAGCAAUGAAGGUGUCGGAGGUUGCGGGAUCAAGGAGGAGGUCAAGGUUGGGAUGGCCAAAAGGCUUGGAGUUAGGGGAAUCUCUUUACUUGGAAAGAGAUCCGUCUCUCCCAUCCCACACCCAAAACCCACAAAAAUCCCAAGAAUCCCCAAGGGGCAGCAGGAAUCAAUAAAAAAGAAUGAUCCUGAAGGACAUGACAUUGACAUCGAGAGCAUCAGCGAGGGGGAGGUUGACUGCGGUGAUGAACUGAGGUCUAAAUGGACAAUGGUACAUAAAGCUCCCGCCACUUUGGGACUCCAAACAGAAACAGACAACGGAAACGACGAGGAAAAUGAAAACAAACUACUAAAAAUAAUCAUCCCCUAUAUCGCCAACGCGGAUUCCCUUUUAAACAAGGCAGCGCAGCAGUUUGGAAAUGGGUUUCAAGUCAGAGCAAACACGGGGACUUGGACUUGAGAUCCAAGCCUCAGACUCUGGCACCCAUGUUGGACUCCAGAAGCUUUGUUUCGAUGAAAAACUAAAAUACAAAAUACCAAACAGCAGUGACCUGCAAAGGUAUAGAAUAAUCAUAAAGGGACUCCACGCUGCAACUGAUAUCAAUUGGAUUUCGGAACAACUAAAAAAUGAAUGGACAUACACCCUGCCACAUAACAAAUAUAAAGGGAGGUUUCUCAGGUCAACCAACAAACGCCUUUAAAGCAGACCUAGUAAACCAGACUAACAACAAAAACGUACUAAAUAUCAAAACCCUUGGUCCUUACAAAGUCACAGUCGAGCUCCCAAACACCAAAAGAAGAGCCUACCAAUGCCACAAGUGCCAAAGCUUCGAACAUGUAAUGAAGGAUUGCCAGGCAAGGGAGUUUACCUGCUUUAAAUGUGCUGGUAAGCACCCCUCACACGCAUGCUCAAAGCCCCGGGAUAUAGACGGCCUGUGUGCAAAUUGCGGAGGAAAUCACGUGGCAACCUACCGCGGUUGCCAUUUCUACAAAUUAGCAUCCCGAAGGCAGAUGGCCAACAAACAAAAGGAUGCUCUGACAGAAAUUAAAUCCUUGAACACCAAACUUAAUUGAUUUGACUUAGUUUGAGUUACCCA
Drosophila sulfurigaster albostrigata is the source of this 2020-nucleotide messenger RNA. RefSeq lists its product as uncharacterized. NCBI's taxonomy places the organism in Eukaryota, Metazoa, Arthropoda, Insecta, Diptera, Drosophilidae. The record is from RefSeq and is a predicted model, not a curated record. The transcript has 2 exons. Bases 415 to 1383 code for a protein of 322 amino acids.